AUGGUUGAAGAUGGAGGAGGUUCAGAGGUGAUAGUUGAAGCUGGAGGAGGUUCAGAGGUGAUGGUGGAAGAUGGAGGAGGCUCAAACGUGAUAGUUGAAUAUGGAGGAGGUUCAGAGGUGAUAGUCAAAGAUGGAGGAGGUUCAGAGGUGAUAGUUAAAGAUGGAGAAGGUUCAGAGGUAAUAGUUAAAGAUGGAGGAGGUUCAGACGUGAAAGGUAGAGAUGGAGUAGGUUCAGCGGUGAAAGUUAAAGAUGGAGGAGGUUCAGAGGUAAUAGUUAAAGAUGGAGGAGGUUCAGACGUGAUAGGUAGAGAUGGAGUAGGUUCAGCGGUGAAAGUUGACGCCGGAGGAGGUUCAGAGGUGAAAGUUGAAGAUGGAGUAGGUUCAGAGGUGAUGGUUGAAGAUGGAGGAGGUUCACAGGUGAUAGUUGAAGCUGGAGAAGGCUCACAGGCUAUAGUUUAA
Caenorhabditis briggsae is the source of this 459-nucleotide messenger RNA. Bases 1 to 459 code for a protein of 152 amino acids. The record is from RefSeq and is a predicted model, not a curated record. Lineage: Eukaryota; Metazoa; Nematoda; Chromadorea; Rhabditida; Rhabditidae. The transcript has a single exon.